GUGGAACCAGUUGAACGUGUGGAGCGCAAGCGAACGGUUAAGUCGCGUUUUUUAUCACGUAUACGCAGGCGGUUUUUUAGUUGGAUAUUCCCCUCAACACAAAAAAAAAAGGGAAAAAGACUGUAAAACCAAGGGAAAACCACCCCUAAGACUCUUUUAGGGUGGCGAACGCAUAACACAACUCAAAAACCAACUCAAAAGCCGGCUCAGGGAGUGAGGGGCAGGGACUGAGAGAGAGCACAAGCGAGCGAGACAGCAAAAGAGAGUGCCCAGAGCGAAAGAGAGAGCAAUCAUCACCAUAUCAUUCAGCGGACAGAAAUUCAGGCCUACAGCGAUUAUCCGUUAGUUCCGAUUCCGUUCCCAAAAAGAGAGCUAUCCUGACCGCUGCGACCACUUCUCUGUUGUCAGUUUCACACGAGACACGAACGCGUCCACAACAAAGCGGCGCUUCCCAAAUAAAAUUCUAAUCAAAUACAAAAACUAAACUAAAACUAAACCUGUAGAGAUAUAUAUUUAAGAACCCCUAAGAAACCUCCAAGAACCUAAGAACUUAAAAGUGCUAAAGUGAUUCCAAGUAGUGCUCAAGUAUCCAGAACAUAUCGCACACAUAAAACAAUUACUAUUGAGUUGUGAAAAUGGUUAUGUCGGAGCUACGUUGGCACACCGCUAGUCCCGAGGAUAAUAACAACUCCUUGAAGCGCGAUCUGCUCAAAUCAACGCCCACAAGCGCCCGCGAGGCCGCCGUUCACAUUAUGCAGAAUCGAUAUAUCAGUCGCCUGUCGCGCUCCCCGUCGCCACUGCAAUCGAAUGCUUCCGAUUGCGAUGACAAUAACUCCAGUGUGGGCACCUCCAGCGAUCGCUGCCGAUCUCCGCUGAGUCCUGCCUUGUCCCUGACCCACCAGCAGGCCAAGCGCCAGCUGCUGAUGCAGCCCCAUCCGGCCCACCAUCAUCACCACCAUACAGCGCACCAUCUGAACCACCUGAAUCACCAUCAGUACAAGCAGGAGGAGGACUAUGAGGAUGCCAAUGGCGGUGCCCUGAACCUGACCAGCGACAAUAGCCGUCACAGCACUCAGUCACCGGCGAAUUCGGUGAAAUCGGCAAAUGCCUCCUCACCAGUGCCGGCGGUUAUAUCAGUGCCCUCGCCAGUGGCGCCCAUGAUCUCGCCAGUUCUGCCACCGUCCACAGUAGGGGGAGGAGCAGAAAGAGUUGUUGGUAUGGGAGGUGGCGUCACUCCACCCACUUCAAUGGCAGCCGCAGCAGCAGCUGCCGCCGCUGCCGUGGCCACGUCAAUGGCUUCUGGUGGCGGAAUCUCCCCACUUCUAGCCCUACCGGGCAUGUCCUCGCCACAGGCACAACUGGCGGCCGCUGGUCUCGGUCUCAACAAUCCCCUGCUGACGGGCUCCCUGUCGCCUCAGGACUUUGCCCAGUUCCAGCAGUUGCUGCAGCAGCGCCAGCUGGCCCUGACCCAGCAGUUCAACAGCUAUAUGGAGCUGCUGAGGAGUGGAUCGCUGGGUUUGGCCCAGGACGAUCCGGCACUGACCGCUCAGGUGGCCGCCGCCCAGUUCCUAAUGCAGAGCCAGCUGCAGGCCUUGAGUCAGGCCUCGCAGCAGUUGCAGGCUCUGCAGAAGCAGCAGCAGCGCCAGCAGGAGGAGCCGCUGCAGCUAAACCAUCACCACAAGAUGGGACAGCAGCAGCAACAGCAGCUCCAGCAACCCCGAAGCUCCACGCCGCACUCGGCGGUGCGCAGUCCCAUUGCUAUCCGCAGUCCCGCCAGCUCGCCCCACCAGAUGGGACACCAUCAUCCCCUCCAGAUUACGCCGCCCAGCUCGGCAGCCAGCCUCAAGUUGAGUGGCAUGCUGACACCCAGUACUCCUACCAGUGGCACCCAAAUGCAAAACACACCGAGUACUCCGCAGCCCAAGACUGUUGCCAGUGCAGCGGCUGCCCGGGCGGCGGGUGAACCCUCGCCAGAGGAGACCACUGACCUCGAGGAGCUGGAGCAGUUUGCCAAGACCUUCAAGCAGCGCAGGAUCAAGCUGGGCUUCACCCAGGGCGAUGUGGGUCUGGCCAUGGGCAAACUCUAUGGCAAUGACUUCUCACAGACCACCAUUUCACGCUUCGAGGCCCUCAAUCUGAGCUUCAAGAACAUGUGCAAGCUGAAGCCGCUGCUCCAGAAGUGGCUGGACGAUGCCGAUCGCACCAUCCAGGCCACCGGCGGUGUCUUCGAUCCUGCUGCUCUCCAGGCCACCGUGAGUACGCCCGAGAUUAUUGGUCGUCGGCGCAAGAAGCGCACUUCGAUUGAGACCACCAUUCGCGGUGCCCUCGAGAAGGCGUUCAUGGCCAACCAGAAGCCCACCUCCGAGGAGAUCAGUCAGCUGGCGGAUCGUUUGGGUAUGGAGAAGGAAGUGGUGCGUGUGUGGUUCUGCAAUCGCCGCCAGAAGGAGAAGCGCAUCAAUCCCUCCCUGGACAGUCCGACGGGCGUUGAUGAUGAGGAGUCGCCCUACAUGAUGCACUAAGAGUGAAGUGGAGGUCACCACAUUUUAGGGACAAAGACAGUGCAAUGUGCGGAGAAGGAAUCAGAGGAAUGCUAAGCAACACUAUGUGCAGGUUCAAAGACGCAAACACAUCAAAUACUAGCUUAAUUCUGUCCUAAAGUUAGGUAUCAAUUCCUAAACAAAAGACAAUUCACACACAACAAUUGGGGUUUGCUUAUGUUAACUAUUAAUGAUAUUUAUUGUAACGUAAUUGUAAUAUAAACUUUACCCAAAAUAUAGCUAAUCAAGUCAACAUCUAUCUAGGGUUCACCUGAUCACCUAUAUUUUAGAAAUCCUUUAAGGAAAUGGUGUUUCUAUAGCCUUUGACAGGCUUAUAAAUUCCAUUUCCUUGCAGAUCCGUACUAUGUGGCGUAUGUGUAUUAUUAAUAUUUAAGUACAGUCUCUGCACAUUUUUCAAAGUCAAAACAUAAUGAAUUCCUAGCGAAUAAUUAAACAUUUUCCACAGAAAAUAAAAGAAAGUAGAUUAGUAUCUAAGCAUAUUUAUUUUUCGCGUGAAUACUGUGAUAAUCAAUUUGAAUGAUUUUAAUUUUAAUUAAAGAAAAACAAAAAAAAGAAAGAAAAAUAAGAACCUAGUUGUAUGUUUGUAUGUUAUGGGCAAGUAAACUAACAA
This is a messenger RNA of Drosophila kikkawai, 3168 nucleotides long. RefSeq names its product nubbin (gene nub). Lineage: Eukaryota; Metazoa; Arthropoda; Insecta; Diptera; Drosophilidae. Gene Ontology annotation, molecular function: DNA-binding transcription factor activity, RNA polymerase II-specific; RNA polymerase II cis-regulatory region sequence-specific DNA binding. Gene Ontology annotation, biological process: regulation of transcription by RNA polymerase II. The record is from RefSeq and is a predicted model, not a curated record.